CCGCCGGGAUGAGCGGCAGCGGGAGCCACAUCCGCCUGCGUGUGACGUGCGUGUUCCUGUCGCUGGCGCUGCUGGCAUACGUGGGGCUGACGCAGUGGGUCCUCGGGCACGCCCUCCUCCGGGAACACGCGGGCGGCGGCGCGGGGGUGCUUCCGCUUGUGGGCGGCCCCCACCCCGCCGACCCCCAAGUCACGUGAACGACCGAAUGCUGUUCUUCAACCGCGUGCCCAAGUCAGGCAGCGAGAUGUUGGUCCUUCUCCUCCAGUGGCUGCAAGGGGAGAACGCCUUCCGACACAUCCGCCUCAGGAACAGUGUGAGGCGCUUCCUCAGCCGAGACGAGCAGCUGGACCUCGCGGCGGAGAUGGGCGAGAAGAUCUUCGAGAGCGCGCAGUCAAGGCUGAGCUUCGACCGCCACCUUUACUUCACCAACUUCUCGACGCUGGGACUCAAGAUGCCCGUCUACCUGAACCUCAUUAGGGACCCGUGGAGAGGCGCCUCAGACCAGCCCCUAUUCUGCUAUACCCGAAGGUCUCCCAUCAACAAUCCCCGAAGGCCCUUAUCGCAAGGGUCCCUCCUCUUCCCUCGCCUUUGA
This is a messenger RNA of Penaeus vannamei (Pacific white shrimp), 592 nucleotides long. Lineage: Eukaryota; Metazoa; Arthropoda; Malacostraca; Decapoda; Penaeidae. The record is from RefSeq and is a predicted model, not a curated record.